AUCGCGCUGGUCAGGGUAAAUUGUGCGCGAAAGCCUUAUAUUUUUUAAACGCAGCUUAAUAUGGCGGCGUCCAUAAGAUACACGUGUGUAUGUGGUUACAUCUUUUUUCUUAUACAUUCUUCAUACAUAUACGAAUAAACCAAUAACAUGGAUAAGAUUAGCAAGUCGAAAAAAAUACGUAAGCGAACUUCACAAAACGAGAAUGAAACGUCGACAAAAAAAGCAAAGAUCGAUAAAUCUAUCGAGGAAGUACUUGAACGUGAUAUACAAAAAGACAUAAAUUUUGAAGAUAAUGAAGGUAACAUGAAGGAUGCUAAUUGCAAUGAAACGGAUAUACUUAACGGACAAUCUCUGAGAACUUUUUUUUCUUCUAACAACUUGACUGUUCUGAAGAAAUUUGUGAUAAUAUGCAAUGAGAAUAAAGAAAGAGAUCUUGCGUUAGAGUAUUUGCUUGCUGGUGGCAAUGUUCUCGAGGUGUUGAAGUUAUUAGAAUUUUCUGAUAGAAAGAAUACUGCUAAUGCUAUCACUGUUUUUUCUGCGAUCAAUAUCUUACUCAUUAAGAUUUUGAGAGAAUGUCCUCAAUAUCAGAAUAAUGCAAUAGAAAGUUGUCGUCAUCUCUUGAAUUCACACAUGUCUAUUGUACAUUCCAUGCUUUCAAUACAAAGCAGUGCCAAACAACGUAAAGUGAUAUUAAGAUUGUUAGCAAUAAUAGCAUCCUUGGAUAAUAAUCUGUCUAGAGAGUUGCUUAUGUAUCUAUCAUUGCAGCAACAGGUGUUAGAGAAUUUAGUACAACAUACCAAACCUAUGGAUCCUGAAAAUGUUAGGACAUGUUUUAUUCAUUUUAUUCUUGCUUUCCUUGUAGAAGGGAAUACAUUAGUAAUUAAAACAUUAUUGGAUAAGCAUGAUCUGCUGUGCUGUAUUUUCUCAGAUUUAUUAUAUGAUUCAAAAGAGAUUGUCACUUUGGUUCUCACUACUGUAAAGACAUAUGUGCUAGAGAAUAUUAACAUUAGUAAAACAACAAAAUUACAUGUAUUCUCCACACCUGUUAUAUUGAAUCUAAUAUCAUUAUAUAAUUGGAAAGGACCAAAUAAUUGGCCUAGAGACAAAAUUUGUAGUCUUGAUGAAAAUGAAGAUUUUUUAACAGAUAAAAAGAUCGUUACUGACAUAGUUCAUGAGUUCUUAAUCACUUUGUUAACAUCACAUCGUUAUGGAGUUAUUUUCCAUGACCGAACACUGGGUGGUUCGCAAAAUAAACACAAUCAGCUGAUCCAUACGGUUCUUCAAAACUUGGAAAAGCCUUGGGAACACGAGAAGCCAUCAGAUUUGAUUGUUAAGAUAAUACGUGCUUGUCCAAAUCUAAUUCAGUCACAAUAUAAUGCCAUUGAACCAUUUCUUAAACCUCGAAUAUCACUUAAAUGGAUUUAUCUUCUUAGAUUUAUAGAAAAGAUAGUGAAAUCAAUUGACCCAAUUAAUUGUAUUAAAACUUAUGCUGUGGAAUUGAAAGCAAACGAUUUGAUAAGUACAUUACUUUCUUGGACAAUCCCAAAUACGAUUAUAAAAAUUGCUAUCUUACCUGGAUUAGAUCAUGAUAGUCUUUCUAUUCGACAUGAAGCUUUAUCUCUCCUUCUAACAAUGAUAAAUCAAGUGAAAACUAUUUCUUUAGCAGUAAAACAAUUUUAUAAAAUAUCUAAGCUCCAAAAUCAAAUAACAGAUUUCAUUCUAAAGACUGUUCCUACUUUGGAGAUUAUUUUACAAAUAUGGAAUCGUGUUUUUGAAGAUAACAAUGUAAAAUCUUCAGAAAAUGUUCAAGAAAGCAUUCAGAAUCCAGAAUUGAUAGAUCAUCUUGAUAUUAUCUUAAAUGUUCUUGAUUCGUAUAAAAAUAUAUGUCCAGAGUUGUUAGAUAUUCCAAAUGUACAGUUGAAUUUGUUACUAUUAAAUUUAAAUAGUCUUCAAGAUAAUGAAGACGAUGAAAAAACUAAGAUAGAGAAGAUAAAUUGUAUGAAAGUGAAGACAAUACAGUUUCUACUUGCUGUAGACUCAUCCAUCUUUGCACCUAGAAAAAAGAUUUUCAAAGAAGCUGUCACCUUUUUGAUAUCUUUAAUCCAUCAAAAAGAUUUAUCAUGUGAUAGUUAUAAUGCUAUGAGAAUGCUAUUAAGUACAACGGGUUUAUUUGAAAUCUGUGAAGAUCAGCUGGAUAUUUGGAUCAAUGGCUUUUCAAUAGUAACUGAUUCUAAACAGAAUGAACAAUUGGCACAAUGGUUUAUGUCUAUUCUGAAAAGUACCAUUAAACACAUUGAUAAAUACAUAAAUAUUAUAAUACAAACGGAAGGAAUAAUAAAUGAUCAAACAACUAAUCUUAAUGUUAAAAAAGCAAAGGAUAUAAUUAAUGAGUUAUUUGAUAAAGGUGACAAAACUCCCAGUCUCUAUCAAGAAUUUUCUACAGUCAAUUCGUCUUUAAUUAAUGGACGAUUUGAUGUAAAGCAAGAUACUAUAAUUGAUGAUAGUUUUCAUGAAUUUAAUCAAGAAAAUCCGAAAGAUAUUAAGUACUCAAUAAAGACUAAUGAACAAAUUAUUAAUUUUGAUAUGGAGAUAGAAAAUAUAAUCAGUCGAUUACUUAAUAAAACAAAUCCAAGCAACUUUUCUUUUAACAAGAAUCACUCUUAUAAUAUUUUACGUACAUCGGUUUCAUCUUUAAUUAAUUCUGAUAUGAAAGACAUUAAUGAGACAAAUAAUAUAUUUUUCAAUCAAUCUGAUAAAGAAAAUAAGUUUUACAGAAUGCAAACAUGCACGGCAAUGUCACCUCUUUUAUGUUGUGCGUUGCAAAAGAUAAAUAAGAAAAAUUGCAACACGAUCGUAGCUUAUUUAUCUUAUGUAAUAGUUCAUACUCUACACUAUCAAGUCAUUCCAGAUUUAUUAAUUCAUAUGACAACAGAUUUGACUAACUUGCCAAUUUAUAAAUAUUUACAAAGUUGGUCAAGUGACAAUCAACCAAUUUCUUUGAAAGAUACACUCUCAUCUUUAGGACUAUUGGAAAAACUGAGUAAUAUAUUACUGGCAGAUUUCAAGAUGGACAUAAAUAAAUUUUCAGAAUUAUUUGACGAUGGUUAUUUGACAUAUUGUUUUAAAUAUAACGACAAAGAAGUUACUAUUAGGCAUUCAUUAUCUUUGUAUAAUGUCAAAACUUUGUUAAAGAUGACUGUGUUUUAUUUAGCACAAUUAGUACGGUAUAAAAUUUUACGGCAAACUCAAAACGAAAAUUGCAAACUCAUACUUGUGUUUCUCUUAAACAUUUCGCAAUCUAUCGAUUUGAAUCAAGAAAACAUAGUAAUACUUGAAGAAAAUGCAAGAUGUAUUUUCACUCAUCCUAUUCUUUUGCAUUAUUUUUCACCAUUUUACAAAGAAGCCUCGAAAAAUUCGAUGGAAUAUAUGGUCACUGAAACUAUUUUAAAAGUUUUUGAAUCUGUUUCGCAUUUAUAUGUGAAACACAAUUAUGCAGGGAUCUAUAAUAUUUUCUUCGCAUUUAGAAAUAAGUUCCUUGCGCAAUUGGGCAAUGUCAUCGAAAAAAAUUCUUUGGAAGCUUGCAGUAGCAAUUACGAGACUGCCAUUGAGUUAUUGAAAUUAUUACAACUGAAAAUGGAAGAUAUUGUGAGCUUAUUGUUUACUUUGGUAAAAUUGGAAAAAAAUGUAUUUAUUUCGAAUGAUAAGCAAAAUCUGUCUAUGUUUGGACAUAUCGUUCCAAUAUUGUUGGAUAAAUAUUGCAACGAAUCAAUAUUGCAUAAAUGCGAUAUGUUGAAUAAACAGUUCGUAGAAGAAUUCAGCUCAUGCUUACUUUAUCUGAAGACUGGUAAAAUAAAUGUAGAAAAAUGGGAAGAAGUUUUAACAAAAUACUUAUCUAUUUUUCCACACAAUGUUUCUGGAAUUAAUACUAAUACUUUUGCGUUAUUGUUAACAAAAAAUAUCACCGCGUCUACAAUUCAGCUAAUAACAAUUUUGAUCAAUAAAAAUACAAAGUUGAUUUCAUCAUUGGUAAAAUAUUUUCUCAAGGUGAAAAACGUGAAACAAGCAAACGUUGUAUUUGCAAUAUUGGGCAGCAACUUAAAAUACAAAUGGAAUGAAAAGUUUCUUCAAAGUCUUUAUGAGCAUUAUAGCGGUGAUAUCGCCGCGUAUAUAAUUGAACCACAAAAAUCUGUUCCCUGGAUCGAAGAAAAUACUGCGGCAAUCAUCUAUCUUAUCGAGAAUACUUUUGAUCUUGUCCUGUGCGAAAAAAUUUGCAAUGAUAUUUCUCAAAAUGGUGAUAAACUCGAUAUGGUAUCCGUCUGUUUUGUGCAAUUGCUGGAAAGUUUAUAUAAGAAAUAUGAAAAUCUCAUAACGGCUAAAGAAAAAUCUUUGAUGGAUCUGAUAAAAAUAUUGUUGCGUGUGAUGACUUCGACAUUGAAAAAAGAAUCAAAAAACACAAACAAAAUCAAAAUCUUAUGUGAAAAGUUAAACAGAGCAGUGAUCUGUUUAACAAAGACUACACAUAACUUCGUUUUUACUUCGUUGAGCAAGGAUUAUUCAUGGUCGCAAUAUACUAGAUUCUCUUUAAAAUUAGGUUUGAAAGAUGCUAAGGAUGAGGAGACUCAAUCAAAUUUAUUAAAAACCCUGAGUAAUUUAUGUGACGUUGCUUAUGGAAAUAAUAUUAAUGAUGAAUAUGUGAAGAAAUUAUUCGAAAUGACGACGUCCCAUUCGGAAUUUGUUAAUGUUAUGCUUGAAUCAUCCAUUGUUAAAGAUGAGUUGAUUGAAUUACUGAAGGUACUUACUAAAAAGAAUUAUUCUGUAAUGACUAUCUCACAUGUGCCUCUUUACCUUGCGGCUUAUAAUGCCACUCUUUGUCAUGUUGAUCAACGGAUUUUACAAAUUCUUCAGCAUUAUGAGUCUCAUAAUAUUAAGCUGCAGCAAUAUUGGCCAUAUUUAUGGGGAAGCGCUGCAGCAACACGUUAUAGCAUAAAAGGAGAGACAAAUACUGCUUUGUGGAGACAGCCUUCCACUUCCGAAGUCUUUAAUUUGUUUGAUAAGGAUAUUGUGAAUGAAACUAUAAAAAAUUAUCCCAUACAUAGAGGAAUGAAAGAUAAUAAACUACAGGAAAGCAAUAAUGUAUAUGAUCCAGCAUUUUAUCUACCUUUGUUGUGUACUCUAUUAGCAGAAAAUAAUAUCGUGGCAUAUCAUAAAUUGAAUCAGAGUGGUGCAUUAGCAUUAGUAUUUGCGGCGUGUUGCAGCGAUUCAAGCGAUGUUCGGAUGGCAGCAUAUACUAUCAUCUCUAGAUACUACUUUCAUUUGGAAACAUCUAAGUCUAAAGAAAAAUUACUAUGGAUGCGUUUAAUUGACGCUUUGCGAAAUGGCAUCGUCUCUUUAAAAUAUCCAUUGAAGGAUGUCCGCCUGAGUUGCUUGGCAACUACCUUUCUAGCUAGGACUUCGCUCAUCGCCAGUCAACCUCUACAUUCACUUUAUUCGCCAUUGCAUACUUUUUUAAUGGCCAAAACCGCACUAGAUUUAAAUACAAUACCAGAGCUGUUGCAGUUGUUACACAGUUCACAUGUGGAGCAUAGUGCACAUCGAUAUUGGAUUUUGGAGAAUAUUCGAGAUGGCAUAAAAGAGGAAAACGAUAUAAAUGUGGCCCUGAAAUGCAUGUUGUUCAAAAUUCUUCUGGAUUUUCGUACUUGCAUACUGCCGGAUGCAAAAGCCAAGAAACUAAUUUUAGAAGUAUUCGCCUCUACUACUAGAAUUUCCAAAGCAUCCUUGCUUCUUAUACGAGGAUAUGGCAUUCUUCCUUGGCUCCACGAAGUUAUCAAUCAUUUGGAGAUUUGUGAAGUGGAAAUCAAAACUAUUAUCAUCAUAAUCGAAAAUAUGCUGAAUAGCCUAGAUAGUUUGACGCAGGAUGUUACUAAUUACAAAUCUCUAUUAUGUAGCAUUCUUUUGUUAUUACAAGUGCGUUUAAAGAAAAGAGUUUGUAUUCUCUAGUUGUACUUUUUUAAGAUUUUUUAAAUGUUUUUUUUUAUGUAAAGUAAAAAAGAAUAUGCG
Pogonomyrmex barbatus (red harvester ant) is the source of this 6057-nucleotide messenger RNA. RefSeq names its product nucleolar pre-ribosomal-associated protein 1. Lineage: Eukaryota; Metazoa; Arthropoda; Insecta; Hymenoptera; Formicidae. Gene Ontology annotation, biological process: maturation of 5.8S rRNA from tricistronic rRNA transcript (SSU-rRNA, 5.8S rRNA, LSU-rRNA); maturation of LSU-rRNA from tricistronic rRNA transcript (SSU-rRNA, 5.8S rRNA, LSU-rRNA). Gene Ontology annotation, cellular component: nucleolus. The record is from RefSeq and is a predicted model, not a curated record.